CGAAACUCAAGGCUGCUCUUACCCUCGCUGUCUUCUUCUGCAUCUGGGUGUUCCUUCUCACCCUCUCCAUCAUGGGCACCGGUUUCAAGCUCCUCGGAGGCAAGGACUCUGCCAAGAUGUUCGACGUCGCGGACAACCCAAUCUCUGCCCUCCUGAUUGGUGUGCUCGCCACCGUGCUCGUCCAGUCUUCCUCGACCACUACCUCCAUCAUUGUCUCCAUGGUUGGUGCCGAUGAGCUCUCCGUCAACAUCGCCAUCUUCAUGAUCAUGGGUGCCAACAUCGGUACUUCCGUCACCAACACCAUCGUCGCCAUGGGCCACUUCGCGAACCAGGAUGACCUCCGCCGCGGCUUCGCCGCCGCCACCGUGCACGACAUUUUCAAUAUGCUCAACGUCCUCAUCUUCCUCCCCCUCAACUGGAUCUACCCCUUCCUCGAGAAGAUGACCUACGAAAUGGCCAAGGACCAGAAGCCCUGCGAGGGUGACAAGUGCAAGAAGACUGAGUUCCUCAAGCCGUACAUCUCCCCGUACUCCAAGGGCGUCGCCAACUACGACAAGAAGGUUGCCGGAUACAUUUCCGAGAACUGGUGCGCGGGCCAGUGCGGCAAGAGCUACUCCACCGACGCCAUGAAGUUGAUCUCCGCAGAGGUCUGCACCUCCACCACGGACUGCUCCAACGUCCACAAGAACUACGAGUCCAACUGGAUGUCCAAGGGCUACCUCGCCAAGAAGCGCGCGCCCGCGUACAUCGUCGGCACCGCCUCCGGUCCCGCCGAGUUCCACUACUCGAAGCCCGCCUCCUGCUCCACCUCCACCAAGUUCUUCAACGAUGAGGAUGCCUGGACCAGCACCGUCGCGGGUUCCCUCGCCGCCGGUUCCUGCUACGAGGUUUGCGGUUCCAAGGUCAAGACGGGCCUCUGCGAGAAGCGCCUCCUCAAGGGUGGCCUCCUCCUCGAUGAAUGGGAGAUGACCGACAACGGCGCGGGUACCUUCCUCACCAUCGUCUCCCUCAUCGCGCUCUGCUCGUGCCUCUUCUGCAUCGUGUACAUGCUCCAGAUCAUCAUGAAGGGCGCCGCCGCACGCGUGCUCCAGAAGGUGGUUGGCUUCAACGGCUACCUCAACAUCGCCAUCGGCUGUUUCAUCACCAUCAUGGUGCAGUCCUCCUCCAUCACCACCUCCACCCUCACCCCCCUCGCGGCCGUGGGUAUCAUUUCCCUCAACGAUAUGUUUCCCCUCACCCUCGGCGCCAACAUCGGCACCACCCUCACCGGCAUCAUGUCCGCCUCCGUCGUCACCUCCAACCCCGUCAACGGCUGGCAAGUUGCGCUUGCUCACCUCUUCUUCAACAUCUUUGGUACCCUCAUCUGGUAUCCCAUCCCCAAGGUUCGUGAGAUUCCCCUCAAGGCUGCCAGGUUCCUCGGCCACUGCACUGCCCACCCCCAGUACGGCACCCUUUUCCCCUUCGCCUACAUUUGCAUGUGCUUCUUCAUCAUCCCCGGCAUCGCGUACGGCAUCGCCUCUGCGUAAACACUUAAGCAGCAUGACGAAUUCAACGCGUUGAUGUCCUCUCGACGACGACGCGAUCGUGGGAGUUCACGACCUUUCUCUUCACUUUGAAUCUAUCACCUAGUUAGCACAAUAAUUAUCUCUCCUUGUGACAUGAGAUGAACGGACGCAUC
Micromonas commoda is the source of this 1678-nucleotide messenger RNA. RefSeq names its product Phosphate:Na+ symporter. Gene Ontology annotation, molecular function: sodium:phosphate symporter activity. Gene Ontology annotation, biological process: sodium-dependent phosphate transport. Gene Ontology annotation, cellular component: membrane. The coding region runs from base 117 to 1526 and encodes 469 amino acids. The record is from RefSeq and is a predicted model, not a curated record. Lineage: Eukaryota; Viridiplantae; Chlorophyta; Mamiellophyceae; Mamiellales; Mamiellaceae. The transcript has a single exon.